GUUUUUUUGGGUCACAUAGGUAACAAAUUUAACGUUGCUACUUUUUAGUUUCUCAUUUUCCAAUCUCUCUCUUUGGAGAGAACGCCCUUUACAUCACAACCUAAAAUUUUUCAUACCCAAAACAUGACAUUUUUCGAUUCUAUGAAAAUGGGGUUUUAGCCAUAAAACUUGUUUGCAGGGUGCCAAGAAUUAAGGGAUUCAUUGUAUUUGACAUCUUGGCCCUGCAAAGGUUAAUUUGUUAGUUCCAGAAGAAUCUUUUUGGGUACAAUUUUUAAUAUUGUGGUGUGAAACAUCAUCAUGGGGAUGUCUUCCGACAAUGUUAUUGGUCUUGUUUUGGCUCUAUCUUCAAGCAUUUUCAUUGGUUCAAGCUUUAUAAUUAAAAAAAUUGGUCUUUUAAAAGCUGCAACUAAUGGGAACAGAGCAGCAACUGGAGGGCAUUCAUAUUUGUAUGAACCACGGUGGUGGGUCGGAAUGAGUUCAAUGAUUAUUGGGGAAAUAGCUAAUUUUGCAGCUUAUGCAUUUGCACCUGCCAUCCUUGUAACUCCUUUGGGAGCUUUAAGCAUCAUUGUCAGUGCAAUUCUAGCUCACUUCAUCUUGAAAGAGAAAUUGCACAUAUUUGGCAUGCUUGGAUGUGCUCUCUGUGUGGUAGGGUCUACAACUAUUGUUCUUCAUGCACCACAUGAGAGAAACAUUCAUUCUGUCAAGGAAGUAUGGCAACUUGCUACAGAACCAGCUUUUAUUGUAUACUCUUGUUGGGUGGUGGGACUCGUUCUAGUUCUUAUUUUCCGUUUCGCAAAAAGUCAUGGACAAAGCCAUAUGAUUAUUUAUAUUGGAAUAUGCUCUCUCACGGGCUCAAUUACGGUUAUGAGUGUCAAAGCACUAGCGAUAGGUUUGAAGCUUACAUUUGAAGGGAUGAAUCAAUUUAUUUACUUUCAGACAUGGUUCUUUACAUUAGUUGUGAUAGGAUGUUGCCUUUUGCAAAUCAACUACUUGAACAAGGCUUUGGACACCUUCAACACUGCUGUCGUAUCACCGGUUUACUAUGUCAUGUUUACCACAUUUACCAUUAUCGCCAGCAUAAUCAUGUUUAAGGAAUGGGACACACAAAGUGGAUCUCAAAUUGCGACAGAGUUGUGUGGUUUCGUGACAAUUUUAUCCGGGACCUUUCUCCUUCACAAAACUAAGGAUAUGGGAAAUAGACCCGCAGAAAUUUCUGAUCCUUCAGGUCCACAACUACAACUUACUAUUAACAAUACUAAGUCGCCAGAUAGAUCCGAAAUCUGAAGCCUGUGAGAAGCAUUUUUCUUUCACCUAUGUUUCCUCCCAAGCUAAACACCUUAAGCUUGCUACUUUUUGGUUCUAACAAGCUUGUAACAUUUUCAAAAAAUAGAAAGAAACAUGAAAAAGAUGUAAAUGUGAAAGAUGAAAUCAAGUAUAUCUUAUGACCUUAGAGGAUAUGAUGCUAGAUUCUUUGUUAGAUUAGAAAUCUUUCUCUUUUUCAUGUUCCCCUAUUUCUGCUAGUUUUUUUAAACAUGUAGAAAAUGUGAAUCAUCAGAAGUCCUAAAAUUACAUUUAUCAAGGUUGUUGAAACACCAUUUUUUUCUA
Messenger RNA from Trifolium pratense (red clover), 1605 nucleotides. Its product is annotated as probable magnesium transporter NIPA1. Gene Ontology annotation, molecular function: magnesium ion transmembrane transporter activity. The record is from RefSeq and is a predicted model, not a curated record. Bases 298 to 1284 code for a protein of 328 amino acids. Gene Ontology annotation, cellular component: membrane. Gene Ontology annotation, biological process: magnesium ion transport. The transcript has 9 exons. NCBI's taxonomy places the organism in Eukaryota, Viridiplantae, Streptophyta, Magnoliopsida, Fabales, Fabaceae.